AACUAUUCAUAAAGCAAUUAGUGAAAAAAUGAAUACUAUUAAGUAUCCAUCAAAUGAGCAGCUUGAAAUUGUAUCUAAAAUAGCAUUUGAAAUUCAUAAUAAAGGCCAAUUAGAUGCUGUUCUCAUAAAUCUUUUAUGGAAAAAUUUAUGGAAUAAUAGUAUUGCACCUGCAGCAAAAGAAAUUGCCUGGGAAUAUUGA
Dentiscutata erythropus is the source of this 199-nucleotide messenger RNA. Lineage: Eukaryota; Fungi; Glomeromycota; Glomeromycetes; Diversisporales; Gigasporaceae. The record is from the annotation of a GenBank genome assembly.